Messenger RNA from Malassezia globosa CBS 7966, 681 nucleotides. RefSeq lists its product as uncharacterized. The coding region runs from base 1 to 681 and encodes 226 amino acids. Gene Ontology annotation, molecular function: ATP:ADP adenylyltransferase activity; ATP binding. Gene Ontology annotation, biological process: nucleotide metabolic process. Lineage: Eukaryota; Fungi; Basidiomycota; Malasseziomycetes; Malasseziales; Malasseziaceae. The record is from RefSeq and is a predicted model, not a curated record. The transcript has a single exon.
AUGAACCGAGCGUGGAACACGGCCAUAAAGCAACCUCGUGUGUACAUGAGCAGUGCAAGACUAGGCAAUCUCUCGGAACUAGUAAGAAGUCAGUAUCAAAAGGCCAUAGAGGCCGGCGAUGCCUUUUUUUACGACUCACAAGUUCGCGUGACGAAAUCGGGUGCGUCGCAAGAUGGCGAACGACAGAAAACGGUACCGUGGCAGAUUCGAACGGUACCAGCCUUGCUGAAGAAACCCAAAGCCGAACCUUCGUCGACGGCAUCUGAUGAAAAGAAGGAAAUUCAUCAUCAACCGAUGCAGAACCAGCGCGACGUAUUUGCGCCGCCGUAUGUACCAAACUUGCUCGUCAAAGAACUAGACAACUUCACAGUACUUUUGAACAAGUACUGCGUGCUGCCUGGUCAUUUUUUGCUCGUAACACGCGAUUUUGUGAAGCAAGAGAAGCCGCCAUCGCCAGAAAUGCUGUCUCUCGUGUAUAACAUAAUUAUGUCACAUACGCCGACGAGGCCUGAUGCAGAAUUGCUGGGCUUCUUCAACUGUGGUCCAAAUAGUGGUGCAUCGCAGCCACAUUGCCAUUUCCAACUGGUCGAAUUGACGCCCACAGAUCCGGAUUCAAAAGCGGUGCCUAUCGAAACCAUGCUUGAGACGGACAUGUCCCCUGAUGAAAACAAAGGUACGUGA